Aspergillus tubingensis is the source of this 1044-nucleotide messenger RNA. RefSeq names its product recombinase RAD51. The record is from RefSeq and is a predicted model, not a curated record. Gene Ontology annotation, cellular component: condensed nuclear chromosome. Bases 1 to 1044 code for a protein of 347 amino acids. Lineage: Eukaryota; Fungi; Ascomycota; Eurotiomycetes; Eurotiales; Aspergillaceae. Gene Ontology annotation, molecular function: ATP binding; double-stranded DNA binding; ATP-dependent DNA damage sensor activity. The transcript has 4 exons. Gene Ontology annotation, biological process: DNA recombinase assembly; reciprocal meiotic recombination; mitotic recombination-dependent replication fork processing.
AUGACUGCCGACGCUGAUACUCAGAAUGAGUAUGACGAUGGGCUUCCAGGCCCCGGAGCGCCCACGCCACUCUCUUCCCUGGAGGGUGUUUCGGGCCUGACAAGUAGGGAUAUCAAGCUGUUUGUUGAUGCUGGAUACAACACUGUUGAGUCGGUUGCAUAUACGCCAAAACGGUUGCUGGAACAAAUCAAGGGUAUCUCGGAACAGAAAGCCACCAAGGUCCUGGUUGAGGCUAUGAAGCUUGUGCCGAUGGGCUUUACUACCGCGACCGAAAUGCAUGCGCGACGAAACGAACUCAUCUCAAUUACGACAGGCUCUAAGCAGUUAGACACCCUUCUUGGAGGUGGCAUCGAGACAGGCUCUAUCACGGAGAUAUUCGGAGAGUUCAGGACAGGAAAAAGUCAAAUAUGUCAUACACUCGCCGUGACUUGCCAAUUGCCUUUUGACAUGGGCGGAGGAGAAGGAAAAUGCCUAUACAUUGACACAGAAGGUACCUUCCGACCAGUGCGUCUAUUGGCGGUUGCACAGCGAUACGGGCUGGUGGGAGAAGAGGUGCUGGAUAAUGUGGCAUACGCUCGUGCCUACAACUCAGACCAUCAACUUCAGCUACUCAACCAAGCUUCGCAGAUGAUGUGCGAGACUCGUUUCUCGCUCCUUGUCGUUGAUUCUGCCACUUCUUUGUACCGGACAGACUUCAACGGUCGUGGUGAACUGUCGUCGAGACAAACACAUCUUGCGAAGUUCAUGCGUACCCUGCAGCGCCUCGCUGAUGAGUUUGGUAUUGCGGUCGUCAUUACGAACCAGGUCGUUGCCCAGGUGGAUGGUGGCCCGAGUGCAAUGUUCAAUCCGGAUCCAAAGAAGCCAAUCGGUGGUAACAUUAUUGCGCAUGCAAGUACGACGCGGUUAAGUUUGAAGAAAGGACGGGGUGAGACUCGGGUCUGCAAGAUCUAUGAUAGCCCAUGUCUCCCUGAGAGCGAUUGCCUGUUCGCUAUCAAUGAGGAUGGUAUUGGGGACCCGAGCCCCAAGGACUUGGAGAAUGACUGA